AUGGGGUCCGAGUAUACAUCCUUAUCCUCCACACAUCACCAUCCCCUCGACAACCUCAAUCUUCAUCCCCAUCCUCCAAACAUCACCAUCCCCUCGACCACCCCAACUACAUCCUUAUCCUCCACACAUCACCAUCCCCUCGACCACCCCAUCUACAUCCUUAUCAUCCACACAUCCCCAUCCCCUCGACCACCCCAAUCUUCAUCCCAAACUUCCACAUUUCACCAUCCCCAUGACCACCCCAAUCUUCAUCCCCAUCCUCCGGAAAUAACCAUCCCCUCACAUCUCCAUCCCCGUCCUUCCAUACACAACCACCCCCUCGACCACCCCAUUCUACAUCCCCAUCCUCCACAAAUAACCAUCCCCUCACACACUCUCACCUCCAUCCCCAUCCUUCCAUACACACCCAUCCCCUCGACCACCCUAAUCUUCAUCCCCAUCAUCCACACAUCCCCAUCCCCACGACCACCUCAAUCUUCAUCCCCAUCCACACAUCAUUAUCCCUUCGACCACCACAUCUACAUCCUUAUCAUCCACACAUUACCAUCCCCUCGACCAUCUCAAUCUUCAUCCCCGCCGUCCACACAUCACUAUCUCUACGACCACCCGCAUCCAUGUCCCCGCCCUUCCAUACACAUCAAUCCCCUCGACCACCCCAUGCCAUCAACAUCCCCAUCCUACAUACAUCACCAUCCCCUCGACCACCCCAUGUACAUCCCCGUCCUUCCAUACGCACCAAUCCCCUCGACCACCCCAUCAACUUCACCAUCCUCCACAAAUCACCAUCCCUACGCUUACCCCCAUCUACAUCCCGUCCUUCCAUACAUCACCAUCCCCUCGACCACCCCUAUCUACGUCCCCAUCCUCCACACAUCACCAUCCCCUCGACCACACCCCUACUCCAGCUCCGUCCUUCCAUACACACCAUCCCCUCGACCACCCCUAUUUACAUCCCCAUCCUCGACACAUCACCAUCCCCACGCCUACCCCCAUCUACAUCCCAUCCUCCACACAUCACCAUCCCCUCGACCACACCCCAUCCCCAGCCCCGUCCUUCCAUACAUCACCAUCCCCUCGACCACCCCUAUCUUCAUCCCCGUCCUCAACACAUCACUAUCCCCUCGACCACCACCAUCUACAUCCCCAUCCUCCACACAUCCCCAUCCCCACGACCACCCCCAUCUACACCCCCGUCCUCAACACAUCACCAUUCCUACGACCUACCCGAUCUACAUCCCUGUCCUUCCAUACAUCCCCAUCCCCUCGACCACCCCAUCUACAUCCCCAUCCUCCACAUAUCACCAUCCCUAUGACCACCCCAUCUACAUCCUCAUCCUUCCAUACACACUCAUCCCCUCGACCACCCCAUCUACUUCCCUGUGCUCCACACAUCACCAUCCCCUCGACCAACCCCAUCUUCAUUUCCGUCCUCAACACAUCACUAUUCCCCGACCACCCCAUCUACAUCCCCAUCCUCCACACAUCCCCAUCGACACGACCAUCCCCAUCUUCAUCCUUUAG
Molecule: messenger RNA, 1521 nt
Organism: Haliotis rufescens (red abalone)
Lineage: Eukaryota; Metazoa; Mollusca; Gastropoda; Lepetellida; Haliotidae
Product: leucine-rich repeat extensin-like protein 5
Exons: 1
Coding region: 1-1521 (506 amino acids)
Source: RefSeq, a predicted model, not a curated record